Messenger RNA from Penicillium expansum, 948 nucleotides. Its product is annotated as putative fructosamine-3-kinase. The transcript has a single exon. The record is from RefSeq and is a predicted model, not a curated record. NCBI's taxonomy places the organism in Eukaryota, Fungi, Ascomycota, Eurotiomycetes, Eurotiales, Aspergillaceae. Bases 1 to 948 code for a protein of 315 amino acids.
AUGUCCCCGGUACCAGAACCCAUUCUUCAAGCUCUCUCACUCCCACCGGAUUCAAAAGCCAGCCUCUCCACAUCCGGCCUUGGCUCAGGCUUCACAAGCACAGGCACCAUCCAUGCCCAGGUCCUCGGAGAAAAUGGCAUAGAGGCAGAACGACGCUACUUCAUAAAAACCUCCUCAAAUGGCAAAGCCGCAGAAGAAAUGUUCCAAGGCGAAUCCGAGUCCCUCAACGCAAUAGCAGCCUCAGUACCAGGAUUCUGUCCGCAAGCCGUAGCUCGGGGACCACUCGACGAGCCCGGCAGAAAAGCCAAAAAGCACUUCCUUGCAACAGAGUUCCUUGAGCUUGGCGGCAAGAUGGGCCGCAGCACGGGCGAAGAAACCACCCUCGCGCACCGCCUCGGAAAACUGCAUACUACGCCCGCACCCCUAGAUCCAAACACCGGCCAGCGCAGAUUCGGAUUCCCUGUGCCAACCUUCUGCGGUGAUACCAAGCAGCCGAACCGUUUCUGUGAUAGCUGGGCUGAGUUCUAUGCAAACGAACGGCUACUUACCAUCCUCGCGACAUCUGAAGAGCGCAAUGGACCCGAUGCUGGGCUGCGCGAGGAGGUUGAGAAGACGGCGCAUAAGGUUGUGCCUCGUCUGCUUGGGGAUGGUCAUUUAGGGUAUACUUUCAGUGGUGAGGGGGAGGGCAUUGUGCCUGUUGUUGUUCAUGGGGAUUUGUGGAGUGGGAAUGCUGAUCGAGGUCGGAUUGUUGGCUCGGGUCGCGAUGAGACACCUGGGGAUGUGGUGUAUGACCCAUCGGCUUGCUAUGGACAUAGUGAGUUUGAUCUUGGGAUUAUGCAUAUGUUUGGUGGGUUUGGAGCUCGGUUCUUUGAUCAGUAUCAUCGGAUUGUGCCGAAAACUGAGCCUGUGGCGGAGUAUGCUGAUCGGCUGGAAUUAUAUGAAUUGUGA